Anguilla rostrata (American eel) is the source of this 712-nucleotide messenger RNA. RefSeq names its product regulator of G-protein signaling 21-like. NCBI's taxonomy places the organism in Eukaryota, Metazoa, Chordata, Actinopteri, Anguilliformes, Anguillidae. The record is from RefSeq and is a predicted model, not a curated record. Bases 1 to 486 code for a protein of 161 amino acids. The transcript is spliced from 3 exons.
AUGUCACGGGUAUUGCUGUUGACUUCACUAGUGAAAGAUUUCAAUGCUAUUUUCAAGGGUAGAUGCUGCUGUUAUUCCAAAGACCCGCUGGAUCAGGUUGAGUCUUGGGGAGAGUCAGUGGACAGACUUCUGGAAUGCAAAUCUGGUCAGACAGCCUUCAGGGAGUUUCUGAAGACAGAGUUCAGUGAGGAGAACAUCCUGUUCUGGCUGGCCUGUGAGGAGUAUAAGAAAAUAAAAUCAACAGACGAGAUGGUUGCCACAGCAAACAGAAUCUAUGCAGAGUUUGUUGAAGUCGAGUCCCCUAAACAGAUUAAUAUUGAUUGUGGAACACGAGAGACCAUCACAAAACACAUUUCCCAACCAAACCUUGAAUCAUUCGACAAGGCACAGCGAUUAAUAUAUGGCUUGAUGGCAAGGGACUGCUACCCACGUUUUUUGAAAUCUGACAUCUACCAGGCACUUUUGAGAAGAUCACAAAAAAGAUGACUUCCUGUUAACAACCAUCCAGAAGUGCGCUUUUUCUCUUUUUACAGGUUCUUUGAUUAAUUUCUUUUAUAUGGUAACUUUGGUUAUAUGUGUGAUUAAUUUCUGCUUCAGACAACUUAUAGAAACUGAUCAUGUGUACAGUGCAGAACUUUGUAAUAUGCCAAUACACAAUUGAUCAAAACAAAAGUGUAAAUAUGCUAUGGAUCAUUUUAGUGUUUAUUAAAUA